Molecule: messenger RNA, 844 nt
Organism: Moneuplotes crassus
Lineage: Eukaryota; Ciliophora; Spirotrichea; Euplotida; Euplotidae
Source: the annotation of a GenBank genome assembly
CUUGUCAACUCCAAUAUAAGAUAAUUUGUAUUCAAGCAGGCUGAUUUAGUCACUAAAAAUUGUUAGCCAGCCUACCCAACAAGUGAUCGAAAUUUUACGAAAACAGGGUAUUAAGCUCCAUUCGGUGUUCAUAGUAUCAACGUUGUCUCAGUGGACACGAACACCUACAACUCAUUUGAAUGAAAACAUUACGGCUAAGAUGAAUUGGAAGACUGAGGUAUAGAUCCUUAAGAUAUAGAGAAAAACUACUUUGUUUCAACCAUUUAAAGCCAAAUAAUAUGUUAAAUUUCUUGAUUUUUAAGAGUAGCAGCAUUGGAGUGAUACUUGAAAGCAUAUUUGGCUCAAUAUGUGGGCUCGCUCUUAUUGUAGGAGCUAUCAUUCUUUACUGCUGCUUUUGUAAAUCAAAGAAAAAGACAAACACUUUUAAAAAUGAAGCUCAAGCUCCUAAGGAAGCACCCCCUCCAGUUCCAGGUAGCCCUUCCCCUGCUCCUUAUGUUACAAUAGAGCCGCCUCUUCCAUACAUAACACGUAAGAGCUCUAUCUUUCAAACUCUUAUCCUCAAAUCAACCUACACAACAGCCUCAGAUGAUUUAUGUCGACCAAAUAAUGCCCCAGCCAGGGAUGAUACAGCACAAUAUGGUUAAAAAGUGCGAAUUUCCUAAUACCCUUAGCUGACCAAUGAUGUAUCCUUCAUAUAGUGACCUAAAGUAUUCUGGCCCAAGCAUUAUCAGUGUGAAUGAGCAGUAUCAACCAGCAGGUGCAGCCCAACCCCAGAUGAUGGUAGUGGCACCUCUUGGUGCUGAUGUCCAACAAGUGAUUCAGGAUAGCACAAUAAAUCCCUUAU